Molecule: messenger RNA, 3578 nt
Organism: Chelmon rostratus (copperband butterflyfish)
Lineage: Eukaryota; Metazoa; Chordata; Actinopteri; Chaetodontiformes; Chaetodontidae
Gene: fastkd5
Product: FAST kinase domain-containing protein 5, mitochondrial
Exons: 2
Coding region: 125-2554 (809 amino acids)
Biological process (GO): mitochondrial RNA processing; regulation of mitochondrial mRNA stability
Cellular component (GO): mitochondrial matrix; ribonucleoprotein granule
Molecular function (GO): RNA binding
Source: RefSeq, a predicted model, not a curated record
UGUCAUCAUAGCAUGGCUGUGGACUUAACGCCUUCUCCCCUCCUAACUUCAUGAGGUUUUUACAUGUCCGUAUUAUUACUAACAGUCCCAUGUCGAUGCAGGAAGGUUUAAGUCUGGCAGAUUGAUGGCUACCUGUGUGCUGUGUCGACGGGUGCCCAGGCUACGCUGCCUCCCGGGCUUAAGGAAGGAUUUUAUGCAGGCUCAGCACACAUGUGUCAAACAAGUGGAUGAGAACGAUGAUCAGGAGGGCAAGACAGGAGUACUGCAGCACCAGAAAGCCUCUCUCCGAGAGGGAUACAGGCUGUAUUACAACCCCAGCUCAUAUCACUCAGUGCGGUACCCUGCAACCUCCCGGAGCCAAACAGAUAAUGAUGUGGAUGAGUGUCCCUCCAUGCUCGUGCCUUCCUUCUGGCAGCAGAGCAAUCGCUACAGUGUGAGUUGCUCGCGGCAUCUCUCCAGCGCGAAAAACACACUUCUUGACUUAGCUUUCAACAAAGGCCCUAAACCCGAGAUGCCAUCAGCGUCACUGUACCACGGAAACCCCGUACCGGCAGAUGUUAAAGUAGAUACACGUGCCUUCCUCAAAUGCCGACCAGAGUAUGCCUCCACCACCCUUGACCGCACCCAGUGGCGCCACACGAUCGAAUGGAAAGAGGCCAUGACGCUGCUGCAGAAAGUGGCCGUUUUGAAGAGCAGCAUGAAACCGUCUGAUGUGUCUCAGUUUCUUGUGGACCUCAGCCACUUUCACCCAGACAAGAUAUCAUUAGUGACGAAUGACCAGCGCUUCAACAUGCUGCUCCGAUAUUCUGUGGAACACCUUUGCCACUUUACUCCGCCUCAGCUGCUGGAGGUGCUGCAGGCGUUCGUGUGGCUGGACAUCCCCUCCUCCCACACUGUUCUCGGACUGUAUGAGGCUGAGCUGAGCCGCCGGGCCAGCCAGAUGAGUCUGCACCAGUUGUUGUUGGCUGCUGACUUGUGGCGCUGUAUUGGGAGGCAGGUCCCCAAGUUCUUACAGCACCUCUAUAAUUCAGUCCAACUACAUUGCGGACAGAUGGGGGUCCCUGAGCUGGUGCAGCUGUUGUAUAUAAUAGGAGAGGGUAGGCAAUGCCCAACAGACUUGAUCCGUCAUGUAGAGAAGCUUCUCAUGCUUUAUUUACACCAACUAUACCCUGAAGAGGUUGGUGCUGUAUGCUUAAGCCUCUUUAAAUCCCAGACUUUAAUAUCUGAGGAUGCAGUGACUCGUGUUGUUGAUAAGGCACACUCUUUUGUGGAGGAGAUGAGCGACUUUGCCAUAGUGAAUGUGAUGAAAUUACAGCGUUUCAGCUACUUGUAUCACAGGGCGUGGAUGGAGGCCAUGGAGCGGGAGGUUCCUCAACGGGCCCACAGGAUGGGUGUCAAGGGGUUAAUGCAUGUGGCACUGGGCUGUUCGGCACAUCGUUACCGGAGUGAUAAAAUCCUAAUGUCAAUUGCUGAGAGAGUUCCCCUGCUGGUGCCACACUGCAGGAGUAAAGACACAAGCAAACUGCUGUGGGCCUUUGGCACAUUAGGGUUUCUCCCAGUUCGGAGCCCAAGCUUCUACUCGAGCCUGACAGAGAGCCUGAGACAGAGGAAAAUUGAAUUCCACCGAUACCCAGAGCAUCUGCUUACUGGUCUUCUAGGCCUGGCCUUUGUCUCUCUGUUCCCAGAGGACCUGAUUGCAUUAGCUUUGAGUCCCGAAUUUGUCAACUUAGCCCUGAAAUCCACAGAGCUGGAGAUGAAAAAAGACUUGUUCACUUUAGAUGGAACUGUGGCUCUGGAGCUGCCCCAGUGGAGAGGCCCGCGGCUAAGCGGUGAACUCAGAGAGGAGGUGACAGAAAUGCUGUGGAGGUUUGUUCAGUCAGAUAUAUGCCAGAAACCAGAAAUUCAGAUGGCGGAAUCUGCUCUGCAAGAUCUACUCGGAGGAGAGGAGUUUGUAUGUAAGAGGAUGAUUCUGCCCCACACCCGAUCCAUCGACCUGGAAGUACAUCUUGACUCCACCGGGCAGCCUAUUCCUGUGAUCCCAGCCACAGCCACCUUAUCUCCAGAGAACAGUUCAUCCAAAUUUCCUUCUCAUCAGGGUUGGAGGAGAAUGAAUAUAGGAGCAACUAUAACCAAUGAACUUGUAGCACAGCUAACCAAUACCAAAAACACCACAGAACCUUUAACCCCAUCUCCUACAGUUAAACCUACUUCUCUUCACAGAUUAGAGCCUGAUGAAGGUGAGAGCCUGUUUGACACGGGGAUAUUCCUGACCAGCGAGCUCACAGAAAGUCUCACCAGACCCAGUCGCCUGCGCUCAGCCCCGCAGGACUCUAAAGGCACAGUCAAACUUGCUAUCCAGGUCACCAGCAGGAACCACCACUGCACCCACUCAAAGCAGCUGACGGGCCUUCAUGCCAUGAAGAGGAGGCAGUUGAAGUUGGCUGGCUACAAAGUUGUAGAGCUCAGCUAUCGGGAAUGGUUUCCUCUGCUGCGGAAAAGCAGGAAUGAGAGGCUGGCACACCUGCACUGCAAAGUCUACAACAGUCUGGACUGAUUCCCUACCAUCCAAGAGCCAAAAAACCACAGCAGACUCAGACUGCAGUGUAAACGAUGGAGGCACUUUGGCUUCUGGACAGUCUUAUGGAUGGAUGGAUGUAUCCAACAUUGACUUUUUUUGAACAUGUUUAGUUCAAAAUACAUUUCUUAAGGAUUUUUGUCCAAAUGUGUGAAACAAUGCAAAUUAAAAAAGUAUUCAACUCCUCACUGUCCUGGUCAUGGUAGUGGUUUGAUAUCACAACAUACAGUAGAUAUUUGGAGCAUAUUUUCUUUUCUGAAUUGACUUCAGGUAAAAUCUCCCAGUUGCUUCCAGGAUCUGUAGACGUAUAAAGAGAAUCUAUGUUUUGCAUCAUGUUUAAUCAUAUUCACUCAUGCUUGAUGGUCUUGUCGGAGGUCAGUGUGCCUGUUUGUAGUGUUUUUAGCUGCUCGCUUCGCACGCCAAAGGUCAAACUCGAUCUUUUCAGCUGAUGUGAAUUUUGAAUGAAACAUUUCUGUUGUUGUUGUUUUUUUCAUAUUGUGUCUGCUCCUGAGCAGUAGAAGCGGUUAUGUAAUGUGAUAAAGGAUUUAAUUCCUCACAGUUUAAUACCAAACAGGAGCCAAAAUAAUUCAUUUCAGUGAAGCAUCUACUCAAUACAGAACUUGUCUAGCUCAGACGUACGGAUUGGCUUUAUUCCUGUGGAUUUGAUUGGAAAUAGGACGCUAAUUUCCCCAGUUGAGGCAAAUAAGGUUUGUUCCACAGUGCGUCUUUUGCGUUCAGAUUUUUUUUCUUCCAGCAAUGUUUCUGAAACGGGUAUCGGGGUAUUCUUUUCACGUUCUAAGCAAAACUUGCACCUGACCUACUGAACUUUUACUCUCCCAUGAGGAAAAAAAGGCUUUUGUUGCAGGAUACAGCCUCUAAAACAUGUUAUAAUAAAACAUAUUUUUAUAGAAAGAAAAAUGUACAUAAUAUUUUCACAUAAUGGGCUAUUGGUGGUAUCCUUGUUAAGUGUGUUUGGAAACCCUGAAUCAAAUCAACUUUGAAA